This is a messenger RNA of Drosophila gunungcola (fruit fly), 4203 nucleotides long. RefSeq names its product protein phosphatase Slingshot (gene ssh). Gene Ontology annotation, cellular component: cytoplasm. Lineage: Eukaryota; Metazoa; Arthropoda; Insecta; Diptera; Drosophilidae. The transcript has 8 exons. Gene Ontology annotation, biological process: actin cytoskeleton organization; negative regulation of actin filament polymerization; protein dephosphorylation. The record is from RefSeq and is a predicted model, not a curated record. Bases 428 to 4081 code for a protein of 1217 amino acids. Gene Ontology annotation, molecular function: actin binding; protein tyrosine/serine/threonine phosphatase activity.
GAUUAGAAAUGGCGUCCUCACUGUCUUUCUUUUAAGAAAAUUUCGUGUAGUCUAUUUACCAUUUAGCAGCUUUGUGUGUGUCUGUCAAUUGUAAGGACACGCUGUUUUUUAGAGAGAACCGCCUGGCGAGAGACCAGCGAAAGCGGAAUUACGGUGGAUCGAAGGACGAGGGCGCGGAGCCGAGUCCAAAAACAACGGCCAGCAGGCAGCGACAAGAAAAUGCAUUUGUAGCCCUAACCCACAACUCGAACACACACAAUCUCUUUCUGUCUUUCGCGGCGGCUACGGAAAUAAAGACAAAAGCAAGAAAGAAUUGGAAAGGACAUCGCUGCAGCAGCAUCACCAUCGUCUUCUCCAGGUGGAUCACGAGGGGGAGGAGCAGGCGGAGGAGGAGGAGGAGUGGCGGCGACGGCAACGGCAACAACAAAUGGCACUGGUGACGGUGCAGCGCUCUCCCAGUGUAACUGGCUCCUGCUCGAAUUCGGAUGGCGAAGCCGAGGACGACGACGGCAAUAGCAAGGCAAAUCGCAGCGAGUGCUUCCUCGCCUGCAAGGGCACCGCCCUGGUCCUGGACCUCAAGGACAUCCCGCCCCAGACGCAGAGCGAGCGCCGCCUGAGCACCGACUCCACCCGCUCCAGCAACAGCACGCAGAGCACCAACUCGGACAUCCAGCUCCACCUUCAGUCCAUGUUCUUCCUCCUGCAGCGCGAGGACACGCUCAAGAUGGCUGUCAAGUUGGAGUCGCAGCGGUCCAACCGCACGCGCUACCUGGUGAUCGCCUCGCGCAGCUGUUGUCGGAACGCUACCAGCGAACGUCGGCGCCACCGCAUCAUGCGUCAUAACUCGGCCAAAGUGGCCGGCUCAGCGGGCACCACUUCGUCGUCCUCCUCCUCCGCGGCGGUCACCACCCAACGCCAGUUGUCCGUCGAGCAGACCGUCACGGAGGUCAGCAACAAAUGUGAUAGAUCAACGGACAAGGAGAACACAACGACGGCGGCCGGCGACAACAAGAAUACCUCGGGCAUGGAGGAGUCCUGCCUGCUGGGCAUCGACUGCAACGAGCGGACCACCAUUGGCCUGGUGGUGCCCAUCCUGGCGGACACCACAAUUCACCUGGAUGGCGAUGGUGGGUUUAGCGUCAAAGUUUUCGAAAAGACGCACAUCUUCAAGCCGGUCUCAGUUCAGGCUAUGUGGUCCGCGUUGCAGACGUUGCACAAAGUGUCGAAGAAGGCUCGUGAGAACAACUUCUAUGCCAGCGGUCCCUCCCACGACUGGCUAUCUAGCUAUGAGAGGCGCAUUGAGUCGGACCAAUCCUGUCUGAACGAGUGGAACGCCAUGGACGCGCUCGAGAGUCGCCGACCCCCUUCGCCUGAUGCCAUACGAAACAAACCCCCCGAAAAGGAGGAAACCGAAAGUGUCAUUAAGAUGAAGCUAAAGGCCAUCAUGAUGUCGGUGGACCUGGACGAGGUCACCUCCAAGUAUAUACGCGGACGUCUCGAGGAGAUUCUGGAUAUGGAUUUGGGAGAGUACAAGUCGUUCAUCGACGCCGAAAUGCUCGUUAUUUUGGGCCAAAUGGAUGCACCCACCAAGAUAUUCGAGCACGUCUAUUUGGGCUCCGAGUGGAACGCCAGUAACCUGGAGGAGCUACAGAAAAAUGGUGUUCGCCACAUCCUAAACGUGACGCGGGAGAUCGACAACUUCUUUCCGGGCACCUUCGAGUACUUUAACGUGCGCGUGUACGACGACGAGAAGACAAAUCUGCUCAAGUAUUGGGACGACACGUUCCGCUACAUUUCGCGGGCGAAGGACGAGGGCUCCAAGGUUCUGGUGCACUGCAAAAUGGGCGUAAGCCGAUCCGCAUCUGUGGUUAUCGCGUACGCGAUGAAGGCCUACCAGUGGGAGUUUCAGCAGGCACUGGAGCACGUGAAAAAGCGACGCAGCUGCAUCAAGCCGAACAAGAACUUCCUUAACCAGCUGGAGACAUACAGCGGAAUGCUGGACGCCAUGAAAAACAAGGAGAAGCUGCAGCGCAGCAAAAGCGAGACGAACUUGAAAAGCACAAAGGACGCGCGUCUGCUGCCCGGCAGCGAGCCCACUCCACUGAUCCAGGCGCUAAACCAGGCCAAAUCCAAGUCCACCGGCGAAGCGGGCGUUACGCCCGACGGCGAGGAUGAGGAGCGGGAUGGUUCGCGCUUGCAUCGCCGCUCCAUUGCCCAGAAGUCGCAGCGCCGCUUGAUCCGGCGCUCCAGCAGCACCUCGCCCAAAACCCAGACGGCGGUGGUCACCAAGCAGCAGAGCCAGUCCAUGGAAAACCUGACGCCAGAGCGCAGCGUGGCCGAGGAGCCCAAGAACAUGCGCUUUCCGGGCAGCAAUGGGGAGAACUACAGCGUCACCCAGAACCAAGUGCUGCACAUCCAGAAGCACACGCCUCUGUCAGUGCGGACGCGGAUUCACGAUCUCGAGGCGCACAGGGCGGACCAGCUGCCACAACAACAACAACAACAGCAGCCUGUCUGGACCUCGCUGACCAAGCUGGUCACGCAGACCUCUCAUUUAGGAGGCAGUGGAAGUGGAAGUAGCAGCGGCAGUGGGAACAUUCAGCCGCGGCGGGAUUCCAGCUCCUCGGAUGUGUUCUCCUCGCAGGUGGACAGUGUAUUUGCCCAGGAGGAGGGCGAGAAGCGUCAGCGGCGCAAGACGCACUCCUGGACGGAGUCGUUUGGUCCCAGUGGCGGCAUAGUCCUGGAUCCCAAGCCCCAGCAAUCAAGCGCCAUCCUGCUGCGACCUCGAGGCACUCGGCCACGGGAGCUCCCCUCGCGGCACGCCAGUUGGGGAUCGGGCGACAACCGGAGCAGUCUGCCCCAGAGGACCGGAUUAAGUUCGUACUACGACAGCAACCGCAACAACACGGCCAUUUUCGAGGGCGUCAUUCAAGACCUGAAGCGGGGCGGCAAUUACAAUGUGAUUGAAGGAGUGCCUACCGCUCUACCGGAACCAUCAGUUGGAGUUGGCGAGGGCACCGUGAAGCGCACCAAGCAGAAGCUGGAGGAGAGCACGGCGGCUCUGAAGAAGCGCUGCCAGGAGGACAGCCAGGAGCUGCUACUUGAGGCGGUGGAUACUGCUGGUCAGAAGCGAUGCCCGAGUCUCUACCGGAGCGCCUCGUCGGCGCACAGUCCGCGGCAGAGGCAACCGCUGCGCUGCAAUAGCGAGGAGCUGAUGCACACCAGCGACAUCGAGAAUAAGAACACCACACCAGCCACUGGCGACCAGGAGGCAGCGGUGGUGCUGCGUGUCCAGGGUCAAGCGCUGGUCGACGACCAGCAGCGCAUCUCGGGCAAUGUGCAAAUACUCAAGCAGAAUUUCGAAGCCAAAGCGGGUAUGGUGGGAGUGGGAGCGGGAACAGGAGGAGGAGGGGGUGGAUCCAGCAGCAGUUCAGCAAUUGUGGCAGCCGGAAGUGCGGCAGUGGCGGCAGCAAGCUCAGCUAAUCCCAGCAAGAAGACGACCAGCCACCAAUCACUGCCAUCGUCGCCGGUGGCGCAGCAUGCCAACCACGUGUCCACCGCCUCGAACUCCAACUCCUCCGCCUCCAACUCGUCCGAUUCCAGCGUAAGCGAAAAUUGUGAUCGUAAUGUAAAAGGUCUAGUGCAUAAAUAUCAAACCACUACUUCCUGCAGUAGCCAGGCGGCCACACCGCCUACAGUCGCCUGCGCCCCACUGCCAACCGCCAACAACAUGAGCCACGCCUGCAGCACCACCACCAGCAGCACUAGCUUCAAGCAACGCCCGCGCUCCUACUACGACAGAUCAUUGUCGAACCGUUCGACGCAUGACUACAGCGACAGUCGUCCGCCGCCUGCGCCCGCCCGCCACAGUCACAGCAGCAACAUGCAACACCACCAUCAGCAGCACCAGCAGGAGCAGCAGCAGCAGGUGCAAAUCCGGAGGCUGCCGCAGCAUGGAAAGACGCAUCCGCUGAGCAGGCUAAGUGCACCCAAGACAGGCUUUAACACCGCUGCCUACAACACCAUCCUUAUUCACAUGAUCCGCUCGUUCCGUUACUCUUGGGCGGAGUACAAGAAGUGAAGUACACAUGGAGCUCCACCCGGUGGAAGGCGCAGCUCAAAAGUCCCCACCUUGAAACACUUGUAUUUUUUUGUUAUUUAUCAGACCUUAUAUUUAUAAAUAAAAAUGUGUAAUCCAAUUUA